CCAAUGUCUUGUCCGGUCACUGCAGCCUAAAUGAGAACAAAUAUAAAAGUACAUAAGAGCCCCCACUUGAAAGUGUAUUCUACGACCAAGUGAUGAGGGUGUUCCGUAAUUUAGCUAACUACAUAACGACUGAAGUCGACGGUCUCCAUUUCCGAUAUGCUCCCCCCGCGACUUUUUCACGUCAUCCGCAGCAAAUUCGCCCGAAUCUUCCACUCCUGCUCGAAGCAAUCGACGUUUCUGCAAAUCUCAGGAGGGUACUGAAUUGAUACUUGUAUCAGUUUUGACAUUGGAAUUGUCAUAAAGAAAUGAACCAGAAGAGUUUAAUUUAUAGCUUCGUGGCAAAAGGUACUGUUGUUCUAGCAGAGCACACAUCUCAUACUGGGAACUUUAGUACCAUUGCUGUUCAGUGUUUGCAGAAGCUGCCUUCUAAUAGCAACAAGUAUACCUACUCAUGUGAUGGGCACACAUUCAACUUUCUUAUUGACAGUGGAUUUGUUUUUCUUGUUGUUGCGAAUGAGUCAAUGGAAAGAAAUGCGCCCUUUGUUUUUCUUGAGAGAGUGAAGGAUGACUUCAAACAUCGGUAUGGUGCUACUAUCAAAGGUGAUGGUCCACACCCUCUUGCAGAUGAUGAAGAGGAUGAUGAUCUAUUUGAGGACCGAUUUAGCAUUGCAUAUAGCCUUGACCGAGAAUUUGGGCCAAGGCUCCAAGAGCACAUGCAGUAUUGCAUGAACCAUCCAGAAGAAAUCAGCAAGCUGUCUAAAGUGAAGGCUCAACUAACAGAAGUUAAAGGAAUAAUGAUGGACAACAUUGAGAAGGUAUU
Messenger RNA from Cuscuta europaea, 820 nucleotides. The record is from the annotation of a GenBank genome assembly. Lineage: Eukaryota; Viridiplantae; Streptophyta; Magnoliopsida; Solanales; Convolvulaceae.